This is a messenger RNA of Acaulospora morrowiae, 373 nucleotides long. The record is from the annotation of a GenBank genome assembly. NCBI's taxonomy places the organism in Eukaryota, Fungi, Glomeromycota, Glomeromycetes, Diversisporales, Acaulosporaceae.
AUGCUUCAGUUCAAUGUUCCAUUGCUUCAAAGUCUUCUUAAUCAACAUUCUCGAACAUCAGCACCUGGAUAUACUGUUCAUGAGAAAUCUCAAUUGUUUAUUGCCACUAUAAUUGAAGAUCAAGGUGUUGCUAGUGAAGUUGAAAUUUGCUUUAUUGAUAUAAGAACAAGCGAAUGUAUUCUUUCACAGAUUGCUGACUCUCAGACUUAUGUAAAGACAUUGCACAAAAUAAAUAUUUACAAUCUGGCGGAGAUUUUACUUUCUGUGAUCAUAGAUGAACCUUCAAAAUUGAAACUGUGCAAAAUUCUUGAGGAUAAUAUACUAUUCGUGACUAUUGUUUCCAUAGAAAGGAAAUAUUUUAAUAAUGCGACUG